AUGGCUGCGACAACCAGCCCCGAGGCGCGAGAGUUGAGCUUAAUCUCCAAGGUCGAGCUCAGAAUCGCCUUGGCAGAUACAGAUGAGAAGCUGGAAUCUCUUCUCGGAACAUAUUUAGCACCUCUACUGCUAAAACUGGGCUCGGAGAGCCAUGCAGUCCGCAAUAAAGUUAUUUCCGUCUGCCAGCAUAUCAACACUAGAGUCAAAGCGCCCGCAAUCAAGCUCCCAGUUGCAGCGCUACUGAAACAGUUCAAGGAGCAAAAGGCGCAGCUAAUACGGCAUUUUGACCUUGUUUAUCUGCAGCAGGGGAUUGACCGUUUGGGCUCGGACGCUAGAGUCGAGAUUUUGGUUCCGCUGCUCCAGGGUAUCUCGGAGAUUGGAACGUCUGCGAACCAGGGCGCUGUUGUGUUUAAUCUUGUGCUGCGCUUGCUUCCCCUGUUGAAGCUCCCCCCGAAGGAUAGUCCUGAUGACGCCAACCUGAAAUCCCGACUGGGUCUCUCGGACCAGGAUACUGCGUUCUUGUCUCAUUGGUUCACCAAGUUAUUGCUUCUUGCACCUGCAGACAAGGAUGCGGCCGCAUGCGCGGGACUAUCACCGGCAGAGUACAGAUUCCUGAACAAGGACGUGCCUGUGACGGAGACGUGGAAUCCGGCUCGGGAGGGUGGUUUGAACCUGACCGAGACGAAAGUCCAAGCUCUCAAGUUCAUAUCCAGCGGAGCAUUCAAUGACCCGGAACGAUUACUCCCGGCGAUCAUCGCGUCCGCGGAUACUAACAGUCGCUUGUCCGAUUUAGGCGAAGAGCUGCUGAAGCGGUUUAUACCGGAUGUAGAGGAUCCGGAAGUCGUACAGCAGCUAUAUAGCUUGCAUUUUGGCGCAGGUACGCCAGAUGGGGCGCUUCCGGCCCGGCCGGCCCUGCAAACGAGGCUCCUUGUCUUCCUGGGGAAGUCAGUAACGGCAACGACGGACACUGAAAAGAUUAUUCGGUUAGUCGAAGAAGGGCUUCUCUCGGACUCGGCGCGAUCUUCGCAGGGCUUACAGGCUUCAAAGCUACGCACCCAAAUUUUCAACUUUACGACAUGGGUUGUCCGUAUGGGCUCACCGUCCGACCUCAAGCGAAUGGCGCCCAAGGUCAUCGCGGGGUUGAUGGAUUUCAUUCGGUCUCAAGGGUGGCCAAGCCCGGGGGCUAGCGGACAACGACUUCCUGCGACUGACCUCAGUCUGCGCGCUCUUGCCUACGAAAGUAUCGGGAUUAUUGUCCCCAAGGCCGAUAUCGAGUUCAACAACGGACAUGAGACAAUAUCCUACCUCGAACUAAUCAAAUGGCUUUUCACGUCACUCAGCUGCGAUGACUCCAGCUCUCAGAUCUUUGUCAGCAUCGAUCAGGCCCUAGGAAGUAUUCUGAACUCCUCAAUUGACGUGGGGGAUGAAGAAUCCCAAAGACAACUAAGUCAUUAUCUACUUUCUCAAAUGAGAACACACCCUGAAGACGAUGACCAAGAAACAGGGUGCAAAGUCGUCCGCGGACCACAGUAUGCGGCCGUCCGAUUUUCCAACCGGUUCCUACCAUACAGCAACGUCGUCGCGCGCUGGAUCGACCUUAUGGCCGUGGCAGGCGGCAGUGACAAGCGGCAAGAAAUCUCCGAAGAGGGCAAAAAGGGCCUUCAUCCCUACUGGUAUCGUCUACUCAACCCAAUCAAGGACAGGAAAUGGGAGGCUACAUCAUCGUCUUCUGAUGGUGAAUCCCGAAAUUCGUGGUUCAAUUUUCCGAGUUUCCUCGACGCUACAAACUUUCUCCUCUUUACUGUAGUCCAAGGAGGAACUACAUCGGGGAUUUUCUCCGGACGAUACAAGAAUUCAUUUGCGCCUGCCAUCUCGUUUCUUCGCAAUAUACUGGUCUGGAAAGCGCUGCAGUCAUCCGGAAUCAGUAUGGAGAUCGAACAGGACUGGGACUCUAAACUUGACAUGAUGCUCGCAACUGAUGAAACGGCGCGAAAGGCCCUUAAAGAAUAUAUGAAAUCGAACGUUCAGGGCUCCGUAUCCAUGUUUCUCGAAGGUGCGCUGAUAGGUCUCGUCGACGAGAGUCAGAACCAGGAAAGCCGUCGACUCUUCGGGCAGAACUUUGUCAGCGUCUGCUCGCUGGCGGCGAAUAAUAUUGUCGAAAAUGUCGUCUCCAGUACACUAUCGCUGAAAGUCUCCUUGUCUAGCAAUAACCAAGAUGCGCAGAAUAUGGCGGGGCGAGCAAUCGGUAUCCUAGCCUCGCACUCUGCUUUUCCGCAGGAGGAUCUGGUUGCACUUUUGACUGAAUUGUCAGCUACGCUGCAAUCGUGGGAAUCAGCUAUUGGAGAAAGAGUCCUUAAGGUCCGUGGCGCAAUUCUUGCUCUAGCAUAUAUCUUCAGUAGACUCGCAUUCCGGAAAGCAGGCGGCAAGAUUCCCGAGAACCGUGUCGACGAAUUCAUCCAGGUUGUCUUCAGCAUUAUUGAGAAAUCGCGGGACUCUCUUCUCCGGCAGUCUGCUCAGACAGCUCUUGGGCAAUUGAGCCUUUCUGGCGUCUUGUCUGCAACUACACCCUCCGAUGAUAAGUGGGAGGCUAUCAAGGAGAAGUUGGUGAAUGAUGCUAAGGCUGAAAGCAGUAUUGCCAUAGCAGCUAUAGGGCUCCUGGUUCUGACUUUUUCGGAGGGGGAUGCACAGUUCAAGGCCCUAUUAGAUAUCCUUUUCGAUUUGCAUGAGAUUCGCAGUCCAGAAGUUCAUUUUACAAUCGGCGAGGCAAUCAGCAAUGCGAUUGCUGGAUGGAAUUCGAAAUCACUGGUGCCCGAGUUCGAUGUCGACGACCAACUACCAGACGCUGCAAUCUCAAUGACUGUCUUUACGGAAAUAUGCGACAAGAUCAUCACCGACUGCAGAGCGUCGAAGCCAUCCCUGAGAAAAGCUUCUGCGAUAUGGCUACUGUGUUUGAUCAAGAACUGCGGCCACAUGACGGAGGUACAGGACCGAUUACGAAAGUGCCAGAUUACAUUUGCUAGCCUGCUAGGCGAUCGAGAUGAAAUGGUCCAAGAGACCGGUGCUCAAGGACUGAGCUUAGUCUACGAAAUGGGCGACCAGUCAUUGAAAGAUGAUUUGGUCCACGACUUGGUGAGCUCUUUUACAGCGACAAAUGUCAGCCUCGGAGGAGGUAAAAUCAAUGAUGACACCGAGCUCUUUGAACCAGGGGCUCUGCCGACCGGAAAAGGCUCGUCGGUCAACACAUACAAGGACAUCAUGAAUCUUGCCUCCGAAGCUGGCGAUCCAACACUGGUUUAUCGAUUCAUGUCUCUGGCUUCCAACAAUGCACUUUGGACGAGCCGUGCAGCGUUUAGCAAGAUCGGAAUCAGCAGCAUCUUCUCCGAUUCCAGUGUGAACGGAUAUCUUGCAAAGAACACCAAGAUCUAUCCUAAACUGUUCCGAUACCGCUUCGAUCCUAAUCCGAAUGUGCAGCGAUCGAUGAACACCAUUUGGCUUGCUUUGGUCAAGGACCCCAGCGCCGUUAUUACCGCUCACUUUGAUGAGAUUAUGUCAGAUCUGUUGAAGAGCCUACUGAGCGGUCGGGAAUGGCGCGUUCGACAGGCAAGUUGUGCCGCCAUAUCCGAUCUGAUCCAGGGCCGUCAGCCAGAUGUAUAUGCCAAAUACGUGGAUGAAAUAUUUACCAAGGCGUUCAAGCUGGUUGACGACAUUAAAGAGACUGUCCGGCUUUCUGCACUCAAACUUUGUCAGACAAUUACUGGUUCUGUGAUUCGUACCUUGGAGGCAAGUAAUUCCGACUCCAAAAGAGUAAAGGCAAUGCUCGAAAGUACAAUACCAUUCUUGCUCAGCGACAAGGGAAUGGAAUCUAGCGUCAAGGAAGUGCAAGCAUUCGCCCUUGAUGCCCUGAUCCAGAUGAUCAAGAAAGGCUCGGGAAGUUCAAUGAGGCCGUUUGUUCCCAGUAUUCUCGAGCAAUUCCUACACUGCCUCAGCUCGCUAGAGCCGCAAGCCGUCAACUACGUCCACCUCAAUGCGGACAAGUACGGGCUGACGGCGCAGGAGAUUGACAAAAUGAGGCUGUCGAGCAUCCGCACAUCUCCAAUGAUGGAAGUCAUCGAGCGAUAUCUAAUCGACAUGUUAGACGACGCCGGCAUGACAGAAUUUGCCGUGAAACUAGAAGGCGUUCUUCGGUCAGCCGUUGGCUUACCGUCCAAGGUCGGGUGCAGCCGUGUGCUAGUCCUGCUAAGCAUGCGCACAGUACUCUUCCAGCCCUAUGCAGAUCGGUUCAUCCAGCUCCUCGGGAAAUACGUGGUUGACAGAAACGAUACGGUCAGCGCGUCAUACUGCUCCUCGAUUGGCUACCUCAUGCGGCUAGCCUCAGAUGACAGGGUGCUGAAGACGAUCGAGCAUGCAAAAACUCUAUACCUGACAGCUGAAGAUGCCAAUCAGCGGGUCAUUUCUGCCGAGAUCCUUCACUCGUCUGCAAAAUUGUCCAAUGAUCGCUUCAUGGCAUUUGCUUCUACCGCCCUGCCGUUUGUCUUUGUUGCAAAACAUGAUCUGGACGAGCAUGUCCGCGAGGUAUUUGAGAAGACGUGGCAGGACAAUGUUGGGGGUAACAGGGCAGUAUCACUGUACAUCAAGGAGAUUACGGAUCUAGUCAGUGAAAACCUCAACUCAGCUCGCUGGGCGAUAAAGCACACGGCUGCGCUGGCAAUUGCAGACGCGAUCAAGUCACUGGACGCGGAAAUCGACCUCAGUACAAGUGAGUACCUUUGGCCCGUGCUAGACCGCGCAUUGGCUGGAAAGACUUGGGAGGGGAAAGAAAAAGUGCUCGAAGCAUUUGUUCGGUUUGCGAGCCAAGCGAAGAAAUUGUGGGAGGAGCGUCCCCAGCUGGGAGAGCUGAUGAAAACGAUUACGAUUCGAGAGGCGAAACGGAAUAAGCCUGCAUAUAAACCACAUGGCCUGACCGCUCUGGGUGGAGUCGCACAAGCACGCAAGGACCUCGAUCUGAUGCCUGAAGCAAUCAGCCUCGUCUCCAAAGUGCUGGAUGACCUCGGCGAUGCAGGAGAUCCCAUGGAUGUUGACUCGGGCAGUGGCCCGGGGACAAAACAAACUUUGGAAGACACGCUGGCGGCUUGUGUAAAAUGCCUUGUGCAGUGCUUCAGCCCGGUAGUCGUACAGGCUGUGCAAGCAGCCACGAAGGGGCAAAUAGAUCGCUCAGCCCUUGAAAACUAUCUGACAGCCCUGAAGCCAAAUAUCAAUAGAGCUGUAGGGCUUGGGGAGAGACAGGUGCAGAUUUCUUUGUACGAGGAGCUGCGCCUCCUCUUCACCCAACUAAGCACAUGGGCGUCAGAGGGAAAGAACGGCGAACUGAAUCGACUCGGCGAAAUGCACGGGCUCUUGGCGACGCUAGCAGGGGAAUUGCUCUCUUGCGAGAUUGACUUAUCGGUUGAGGCAAUUCGGAGGGGACGUGCAGAGGCAACUGCCUCGUUCGUUGGACUGUCGCAGACGGCGGGACGGGAGAUAGACACGGAGCUACGGAGGUCCAUCGCCGACUGGAGAAAGGGGGAGAGGUCUGGCCCUGUCAAGCAGAUCCUGGAUCAGGUGAUGGGCCAGUUGGCGCCCGCGUAG
Molecule: messenger RNA, 5625 nt
Organism: Aspergillus calidoustus
Lineage: Eukaryota; Fungi; Ascomycota; Eurotiomycetes; Eurotiales; Aspergillaceae
Source: the annotation of a GenBank genome assembly